Pteropus alecto (black flying fox) is the source of this 5016-nucleotide messenger RNA. It is a transcript of the gene PROM2, whose product is annotated as prominin 2. Gene Ontology annotation, molecular function: cholesterol binding. Gene Ontology annotation, cellular component: microvillus; cilium; prominosome. Bases 1 to 2655 code for a protein of 884 amino acids. Lineage: Eukaryota; Metazoa; Chordata; Mammalia; Chiroptera; Pteropodidae. The transcript is spliced from 25 exons. The record is from RefSeq and is a predicted model, not a curated record.
AUGGUCCUAGCAGCCGUGACUACACCCUAUAAGGCUGUCGCAGAGGGCUGGACUGUGGCGGCCCAAGGGGCACUGCCUCUGAUUGUGGCCGUCAGUUUUUCCAGCCAGAAUUUAGAAUGUGGCCUGCGGUGCUACGAGCUUGGAGACACCACUGGCGACCCCAUGGAGCGUGCGCCAGGUCUCCUGGUGCCCCUCCUGGGCCUGGUGCUGGCCCUGGGCCUGCCAAAGGUGCCGGCCAUGGACUGUGGGUCCCUCGGCCCGGCCGCACGCCUGACCUUCACGCCGGUGGCCCGAGCUCGGUGGCUGGCCCCUCGGGUGCGCGCGCCGGGGCCCCUGGACCCUCUGUAUGGCACCGUGCGCCACUUCCUCUCCUCAGUGCAGCUCAACCCCUUCCCUGCCGAGCUGGUGAGGGCCCUGCUGAAUGAGCCGGCCAAGGUGAAGGUGGACGAGGUGGUGAGGUACGAGGCAGGCUACGUGGUGUGUGCUGUCAUCGCGGGCCUCUACCUCCUGCUGGUGCCCACUGCCGGACUCUGUUUCUAUUGUUGCCGUGGCCACCGGCGCUGUGGGGCCCGAGCGAAGAUGGAGCACAAGGAGGUGGCCUGUGAGCGUGGCUUGUUCAUGACUUUUCUGCUGCUGACCACCCUCGUGCUGCUGGUUGGCAUUGUCUGUGCCUUUGUCACCAACCAGCACGUGCAUGAGCAGACGGGCCCUAGUGUUGAGGCUGUGCCUGAGACACUGCUCAGCCUCCAGGGCCUGGUCUCUGAUGUCCCCCAGGAGCUGCAGGCGGUGGCACAACAGUUCUCUGUCCCCCAGAAGCGUGUCCUGGAGGACCUGGAUGGUGUUGCCACCAGCAUUGCGAGCACGAUCCACGCCCAGCUCAAGAGCACUGUGUACGAGACAUUGGCUUCACUGGGCAGCCUGGGCCAGGCCCUGCAGGCCUCCGUGGACCACCUCCGAGCCCUGAACACCACCCUGGUGGAGCUGCGGGAGGGGCAGCGGGACCUGGAGCAGGCUGUCCAGGUGCACCGCGAGCGACUCCGUGACCUACUGCAGGAGCCGGGCUGCCAGGGCUGCACAGAGACCCUGAGCCAGGCACAUGGCCUGGAGCUGGGAGCUGACUUCAGCCAGGUGCCCCAUGUGGAUGAUGUCCUGCACCGGCUGGAGGGUGUCCCGGAGGCCAGCUUCUCCAACAUGGUCCAGGAGGAGAACAACACUUUCAAUGCUCUCCCGCUCCUGGCUCCCUUGCAGAUGGCGGACGUGGUCAAAGAGCUGAAGAAGGCAGUGGCCCAGCAGCCUAGAGGGCUGAAGACACUGGCCAAAGCGUUCCCAGACUGGGAGGCAGACUCUCGCUGGAGCCAGGCACUGAAAAAAGUGGAAAACAGUAGCCGCCCCUACCUGAAGGAGGUGCAGAGAUACGAGAAAUACAGGUGGAUUGUGGGCUGCAUGCUCUGCUCCGUGGUCCUGCUUGUGGUGGUCUGUAACCUGGUAGGCCUCAGCCUGGGCACCUGGGGGCUGUCUGCCCGGGAGGAUCCCAGCCCCUCGGAAGCUAAAGGCAGAGCCGGAGCCCGCAUCCUCAUGAUCGGGGUGUGUCUCAGCUUCCUGGUCGCUGCGCCUCUCAUCCUACUGGUCUUCUCCACCUUCCUGGUGGGAGGCAACGUGCAGACACUGCUGUGCCGGAGCUGGGAGAGCGGGGAGCUCUACGAGUUUGCUGACACCCCAGGAAACUUGCCGCCAUCCAUGAACUUGUCCCACCUGCUCGGCCUGAAGAACGCCAGCAUCUUCCUGGCUUAUCAGCAGUGCAGGAAAGGGGCUGCGCUUUGGAGGGUCCUGCAGCUCAAUAACUCCUACGACCUGGAGGCGUACCUGGAUAUGAGCCAGUACACAGCCAAGCUAGAGCGGGAGCUGCAGAAGCUGAGAGUGGGAGUGGAGGAUCUGGACCUGCUGAGCCCCGCUGGCCGCCGAGACUUGGAGGCCCUGCAGAGCAGUGGACUCGGGAGCAUCCACUACCCUGGCUACCUUGCCCAGAUCCAGGAGCCCGUGGUAAAAGCCAACAUGGAGAAGCUGGCCCGUGAACUGGAAGGACUGGCUCAGGCCCAAGCCAGUUCUGUGCUGAAGAAGCAGCUGCAGGAGGAGGCCCACGGGCUCAGACACCUCUACCAGGAGAAGGUCCUCCCCCAGCAGAACCUAGUGGCCAAGCUCAACAUCAGUGUCAGGGCGCUGGCAUCCUCAGCACCAAACCUCCAGCUGGAGACCUCAGGUGUCCUGGACAGGGUCACCCACCUAAAAGGACAGCUGCCUGCAUGGGCCACCCGUAUCCUAAGGAAUGAAAGUGAGUGCUUCCUGACCCGGGAGCUGGGCUACUUCUCCCAGUACGUGGCCUGGGUGAAAGAGGAGGUGACUCAGCGCAUCGCCACCUGCCAGCCCCUCUCAGGAGCCCUGGACAAUGGCCGUGUGAUCCUGUGUGAUGUAAUGGCUGAUCCCUGGAACGCCUUCUGGUUCUGCCUGGCAUGGUGUACCUUCUUCCUGCUCCCCAGUGUCGUCUUUGCUGUCAAGACCUCCAAAUACUUCCACCCCAUCUGGAAACGCCUCAGCUUCAGCAGCUCUGAAGAGACUCAACUCUUCCACAUUCCCCGGGUCACCUCCCUGAAGCUGUAGGACCCUCAAGGGGUUUCUGGCAAGAGGUGCUGCCCGGGCUGGCCGCCUUCCCCUUUGACCUGGCCUGGACCAGAGGACUUCUGUCCCUCCUGCCCCCAGGCUGCUUUCCAGGCCUUGACUGUCCCCCAGUUUCCACUUCCUGCCCCAUCUUGCCUGUUCCCUUCCUACCCUGUCUGCUCACAACUCCUUCAUUUAUUCUCAAAAACACCCUGCAGUGCCGCUGAGCCGAGCCAGCAGGUGCUUCAGGUGUCCAUCCCUUUUCCUCCUCGCUCUAACAUGUCAGCACCAGGAAGACCCUGCUCUCCACCUGUUGGAACCCCCCUCAGCCCCUCGGGUGGGACAGAGGCCCUGUCCCCACUCUGUCACCACCUGCCCCUACCCCUGCUGUGCCCCCACUCUCCUUGCCCCUUAUUCUCAUCUGCCCUCCCCACUUGCCCCAGCUUCAUUGUGUCCUUGCCCCAGGCCUUACAUUGUCCCCCCAGGAAAUCUCUUUCCUCUUUGUCCUUCUUUUACCUUAUCCCACUACCUUGCUGGCCCCUAGGGACCUCUCCUGCCUGACCAAACUAAUCAGGUAAAGCCACAAAGCAGUCAAGGGGCCACCAGGGCCGGGGCCUUGGCUGACUGCCUCAUGGCCUCUGAGCCUAUUACUGCCUGGCCUAGAUUUCCUGGCCUCCAAGCCUGUCUGAAGGCUGAGCCCCCUGCCUGCACCCUAGGUUGGAAAUAGCGCUGCUGCCCCUCAUCCUCUCUGAGUACUGGCUUUCCGGGAAGGAACCUGGGACUUAGGCCUCCCCUCAGUUCCCCAGAACGUAGCCCCACCUAGCUUCCCCAGGAGGGACCUGGUGGCUACAACAGGAUUUUGCACUGUGGCCCUGACUCUUCUCCUGUGCAUGGGGCCUGGGUUGUCCCUGCUCCGCCCCUGUGCCCUCUCUGCACGUUGGACCCUGCAUUCCAGAAAGGGGAAAGGAGGAGGAGCAAGAAGGGAUGGACAGACCCCUCAAGCUAUGAAAGCACUCACUUCCUAGGCUUUGUCCCUGGGUCCUGUGUGCAGGUGAGUGACAGGUAUUUGUUGUGGGGGAGAGGCUGAGGCCGCCUCUGGCCACAGGCAUCAGGGGUUUCCCCAGCAACCAGCAGAUAAGAGGGGCCGCUCCUGGAGCAGACAGACCUGGGUCUGUGUCCCCUCUACUGCUGGUUAGUGUGGGCACCUGGAACUUGUCAUGUGGGGCCCCUAGGCCUCAGUUUCUCCAUUUAUAAAAUGGGGAGAAGAGUCAUAGCCUCCUCACAAGACUGUGAAAAAUGUAACAAUACCUAGAAAGCUCAUGGCAGGGGCCUGGCAUAAAACACAUGCUCAAAUGCUGCUGCUUUUUGCUGUGACUGCAUUGGGCCAGAGGCAGAGCUGGAUCUGGGCAGAAACAGGGAAAAGAGAGAGGGGCCCCGUGCCAGGGAGCCUUAAGAUGUGGUCUGCUGAGUUCAGGAGUGUCUGUUUAAUUACGUCUUACAAACCAGCCACAAAUUUGUUACCAGGAAUUAGGAUGGUACGUACAUGAUGUCGCGUCCCUGUUGCAAGCACUCUCUCACACGAGCAUCCCUGAAUGUACUACAAUCCCCUCUUUUUGGCUUUUCUCCGAGAUUUCUUCUCGUUUCUCAUCUGUUUGCCCUGUGCAGAUAAGCUGUAGUGCCCUGCAUUUUAAGAAUGAAAUUGAUGGGAUGAAAAAACAAAAAAGAAAUGAUUAAAAAAUCAUUUCCAGUUCUCUAUCAAAAUUGUCUAUCUUUGAUACAGCUCAGCACACUCGGCACAGUUAUUUUAAAGUUCAGUAACUCCCUGAUACAGAGCUCCCAAGAGUUUUUCUGUCUGUUGUUCCUCUUGGUUUUCGUCCAUUUCAUCCUGUCUCCUCGCAUACUUAGUGUGUUUGAUUGAGCACUACACAUUAUAUCUAACACCUAUAGAAAUAAUUUGAGGUGUAGAUUGAAGUUAUUUUUCCCGAUGAGCAUUAUGUUUACAUCUGGCAGGUGGGGGCUUGGGGUCUAGCUUCUGUCUCCUUUCUGGGCCCGAGAUGGUUUGCAGUCCCUUGGAGGGCUGAUCUGCUUCCAGUCCUUUCGUGUUCUGGGGGCAAAGCUCUCUGGGAUUCCUCCCCCAAACAUGAAAAUCUUGCCAGCACCCCUCCUCUUCUUGAUGGGCCUAGUUUUUACCUCCUUAGUCCCAGAGGCCGGGAACAACUCUGCUCAGCAGCUUGCAGUAUCUUCUGGGACCGGCAGGGACCAUGGAGAGAAAGUGGCCCCGGGUGCCAGGCACACAUCUCUGGGUUCUUUCCUUUCCCCAGUCUUGGCCCUGCGAGUCCUCGCUGCCUUGUUUGCUCCCCAACA